AUGAAGCCUGAUACUGUUUCUAUAACAACAUCAGCCCAUGGUUUGGGUGGACUGGGCACAGUGUGUAUCUUCGGCACUGGUGAUUUUGGUCGUUCUUUGGGGCUACGUCUGCUCCAAGCAGGGUACGAGGUUGUCUUUGGGUCCAGAGACUCGAAGACUUCAACCCCGCUUGAGGACUUUCACCCCGGUCCAAAAGUCAUGAGUCACGCAGAAGCAGCCAAAGAAGCACAGGUGGUUUUUGUGGCAGUGCAACGGGAGCAUUACGACUUUUUGACCCCCCUGAUCCCCGUUCUUCAGGGGAAAGUGCUCGUGGAUGUUAGCAACAACCUGAAGAAAGGUCUUUACCAAGAAUCCAAUGCUGAAUACCUGAGUAGUCUGGUACCAGGAGCAGUUGUAGUCAAAGCAUUCAAUACCAUUUCAGCCUGGGCACUGCAGUCAGGGGGACUUGAUGCCAACAGACAGGUCUAUGUGUGCGGCGAUCAGCCUGACGCUAAGCGUGCAGUCGAGGCCAUCGCCCAGAAUCUGGGUUUGACCGCCCUGGACAGAGGUUCCCUUCGAGCAGCCAGAGAGCUGGAGGAUCUUCCCUUGGAGCUCUUCCCACUCUGGAGACUUCCUCUAGGCAUCGCUACAGGCCUGACUGCCUUCUUCUUCUUCUACCUUCUCAUACGCGACGUCAUCUACGCUUACGUUAACGACGGGAGAGACAUCUCCUUCCGCAUCAUGAUCACUCUGGCUAAUAAGGUCUUCCCCAUUGUUUCUCUGGUGAUGCUGGCGCUAUGCUACCUGCCAGGUAUCCUUGCGGCAUUUGUGCAGCUUUAUAAUGGCACCAAAUAUCGUCGCUUCCCUGAUUGGCUGGAUCGCUGGAUGCGAUGCAGGAAGCAGAUAGGCCUUUUGGCUCUCGGCUGUGCCCUUCUGCAUGUGCUUUAUACCUGCAUCAUUUCCAUCAGAUACUAUGUUCAGUAUAAGAACAAUGCGGAGCUUAUUGGACUGAUCAAGGAAAAUACAAACCUUACAUUGGAUAAUGCAGAAGCAUGGGCCACAGACUCUUUCUUUGCCCUUGGAGUUCUGGGAUUCUUAAUGUAUGUUUUAUUGGGAAUAACAUCCAUUCCGUCCGUGGGCAGCAGCCUCAACUGGAGGGAAUUCCGCUUUGUCCAGUCUAAAAUAGGUUUUCUGACACUGAUGCUGUGUACUGGACAUUGUCUCCUGUACGCCUGGAAUAAGUUCCUGAAGCCAACCACAUACAAAUGGUACACCCCUCCAGGGUCCAUGCUCUCCCUGGUUGUCCCCUGUUCUGUUCUGGUCCUGAAGCUGAUCAUUAUCUUGCCAUGCGUGAACCGACCCAUCAGCCGUAUACGGCAAGGCUGGGAGAGGAAGAGAAAGUCUGUGUCACAGCAACGUUUUUGA
This is a messenger RNA of Chanos chanos (milkfish), 1404 nucleotides long. Its product is annotated as metalloreductase STEAP4-like. Lineage: Eukaryota; Metazoa; Chordata; Actinopteri; Gonorynchiformes; Chanidae. The coding region runs from base 1 to 1404 and encodes 467 amino acids. The record is from RefSeq and is a predicted model, not a curated record. Gene Ontology annotation, molecular function: ferric-chelate reductase (NADPH) activity; cupric reductase (NADH) activity. Gene Ontology annotation, biological process: copper ion import. Gene Ontology annotation, cellular component: plasma membrane; endosome. The transcript is spliced from 4 exons.